This is a messenger RNA of Aureobasidium subglaciale EXF-2481, 1690 nucleotides long. RefSeq lists its product as uncharacterized. The transcript has a single exon. The coding region runs from base 317 to 1567 and encodes 416 amino acids. The record is from RefSeq and is a predicted model, not a curated record. Lineage: Eukaryota; Fungi; Ascomycota; Dothideomycetes; Dothideales; Saccotheciaceae.
UGCCUCCAAUUUGGCUCUCUAUUUCUGACUUCUCCUAUCAGGUCUGGCUCGGAAACACAACUUGGAGAAAUGUCGAAAAGAACUCGAACGAAGCUGCUCCAACUACCAAAAUCGAAGCAGCCAGUAUCCUGCAGCUCAACACACUACGUCCUGCACCAGCAGUGUGCCUCCCCAACAACAACUACCUCCAAAGCAAAAGAAGAAGGUCCCCUCCCAAGUCUACGCCUCCCUACACGAGACAGCACAUAUCGUACACAGGGUCAAAAGACCGACCUUCCAGUACACUGAAGGGGACAUCCGCUACAGAGCUGAUCGAAUGAGAGCCAAUCUCAGGCAGACAGCCAUCUGUGCCUCCUCGGAGCCUUCGGGUACCGAUCCCGAUCCGUUUGACGGUCGCGAUGGCCAAGAUUUCUCCAACAAUUCCCCUAUCGAUGGUCAAGAUGCUGCGAAAGGCCGAGCUGCCUCUGCACCGAUUCUGGCACCCCGCGGACCACCGACCGCAUACCGUCAAGAUCUGACACAUGAUGAGUUGAUGGCCAUCAGAGAAAGUGCCAUACGCAUUGCGGGUCAUUGUGCCAUGCGUGACAUGGCACCCUUGCCAAACACGCCUCCUCAGGAGGUUUUGCAUCGCAUCCGCUCUGAUGUUUGGCUGGCCAGAAUCGCGUUUGAACAAUCAGGAGCAGACAAGCCAUCUUCGCCAGAGGACAAACAAGAUGACAAUGGCAUCAGCAUCACCACAGAAGGCUGCAUCCUCCAGCGCGGGUUUGACAUUUCGCCUCCAAACUCUUCGCCCACCACCAAAGAGUACACCAGAGACAAUUCAGCAUGCGAAGUCCAAUGCCAAUCAACCAACGAAAAUACCCGUUGUGAGCCAAUCAGACCCAGAGUCAGAAACAAUAAAGGCGUGAGGAUCCCUGUCUGCUUCCGCAAGCAAGAGAUUGUCAAAGCACGAAAAGAUUCGAUCAUCUCAUCUCUGCUUUCCACUCGCGCCUCUGUAAACAGAGAGGCAGAGACCGAGUUUGCUCAAGGCCGAGGGUCGCAACAAAGAUACCGCAGGCAACAAUUUCCGCGUGUCCUGGUCUUUUCUGUUGGCUCAGACUCUUCAGGUGCAAUCGCAUCUGACAGCGAAGACGAUGAUGACGCUGAUAGUGAUUACGGUACCGGAGAAGAAGAGGUUGCUAGCGAAAAGAUCGAUAGUGCUAUAAGCUCUCCAGCUCAUCCCGGUGGUGGCAAAGACGUUCAGCCUGGUGGAGAUGGUAUUGUUGCACCUCUCGUGACCUUGUGUCAGUCUGCUGAAACUCUAGAGAUAAUCGAUCCUCCGCUACUGCCGCAGUCCUCUGCGCCGCUCUCGGCACUUUCGUCGACCCUUCAAGCUUCCAGCACUCUCCGUGCCAAGCAAGCCCCCUCCCUCCAUGUUGGCACACCCCUCCGAAAACAACUGUCAAAGCCUCCUAAGCUACCUCUCCAAUCUUCACGCUAUCCUACUGUUGAUCCCACGGUAGCGCAGCGCACCAGACCGCCAUUGCCUCUUCCGCAACGUCAGCCUCUGCCACUUGAAUUAUUGUGAUGUUGGCAUGUGAGGAGGGAUGACCAAGUCUGUGCUGUGGUGUAUGACCCUGACUUUACGUCUUUGUAAUCGGUAUGACCCUGUCAGUCGUGUCCUACUUUUUUCUUUUCUUCGAUGAGGCAA